This is a messenger RNA of Phycodurus eques (leafy seadragon), 2116 nucleotides long. It is a transcript of the gene kctd6a, whose product is annotated as potassium channel tetramerization domain containing 6a. Gene Ontology annotation, molecular function: protein binding. Lineage: Eukaryota; Metazoa; Chordata; Actinopteri; Syngnathiformes; Syngnathidae. The record is from RefSeq and is a predicted model, not a curated record. Gene Ontology annotation, biological process: protein homooligomerization.
CGCCGACCUGAGGGAAGGAGCCGGAAGAGCCGGUGACCGGGGUGCGGAGGCUCCGAGAGGAUUUUGCACGCCCUUGUCUUAGUUCUGGCAGCGUGCAAGUCCUCAAUGGCGGGUAGGGGGGUACCGACAAUCCUUUCAGCAGUUUGGGUUGUCCGUCGCAGUCGGAGUUUGUCCUUUUUUGUGGCGGCACCGAACCAGACUGCGAUGGAAGAACACGGGACCGAUUCGAUGACCGCCGUGUAGAACCGUCUCAGCGGCUCCGGCGGCAGGCCGUGCUUUCUCAGAAGCCGCAGGAACUACGUCCUCCGCUGGGCCUUUUUGAGGACGGAGUCGAUGUCGGUCGCCCAACUUCGGGUCCCGAGAGAUGGGAAUUCCCAGGAACUCGAAGGUCUCGACGGUUGUCACGAGGCGGCCGGACGGCGUGAGGGGCAGCCGUGGCGAAGGACGCCUCCCGAAGUCCACGAUCAUCUCUACCGUCUCGAGCGCGUUCGGCUCCGGCUCGCGUCGGCCGCACCGCGGCUCCGGCCGCUCCGCUUCCCGUCGAUAUGCGGACUCGUUAUCUUUUCAGAUAACGUUGCUGGGAAAUCCCUUUACACCUCGUUUUCCACAUUUUCAGUUCGCUCUAUCGAAUCUUCCUACCUUUUAUCGAGUGCGGUUGACUUUUUUUUCUGUGGAUAAUUUGUAGUACAAUAUUUAUAUUGUGGAAGACGGUAUUUAUUAAGGUUACCUGCUAAGAGAAAUAAGGUAUUUUUUUCAACUUCAUAUUUUUCUCCUUGGAUUUUUUAAAUUGUUGCCCUUUCAGCUUUGGAAAAAUCUACAAUGUCUACCAACGUUACCACCCUUUUAUUUAUUGAUAUAUAUUUUCUACAUUUUUACAAAGUCAACUUUUUCUUGGAUUGUCUAGUGAGGAUAAGAAGUGCAGAAAAUGGAUGGAUGGAUGUUUUUCUUGUAAUUUUAGCUCUUUCUGGUUACAUUUAAGGUAAAAACAGCUAACAUGAUAACUGCCAAAAGUUGCACGUCACAUACUCAUUUCCAACGUCUUUUUAAGUUUCGUGAAGUUUGAUGCUUUUACUUUGUUGGUUCAAUUCGUCACAAGGUCACAAUUACGAGUCUUAUUUUGAAGCGUCUGGCCGGAAGUGGUUUCGUCCAUCCUUUGCUUUUUUGCUGGUUCCGCGGUGGAUGGCGUCGUUAGCGAUAGAGGCGCAUCGGUGUUGAUGGGCGUCACUGGAACAGCUUAACCGCUGCGCAGGAACGACACCAUGAACAAUGGAGACCAGGGGCAUCUGACGGGCGAGCAGGUGACGCUGAAUGUGGGCGGCCGCUUGUACUGCACGUCAUUGACCACACUGAGGCGCUACCCGGACUCCAUGCUGGGCGCCAUGUUCCGAGGGGACGUGCCUUCCCUGAGGGACGCCCGCGGGAACUACUUCAUCGACCGCGACGGGACGCUCUUCCGUUACAUCCUGAACUUCCUUCGCUCGUCCGAGCUGACGCUGCCGUGCGACUUCAAGGAGGCGGAGCUUCUCCGCAAGGAGGCGGACUUCUACCAGAUCGAGGCCCUGCUGCAGCGCCUGGGGGACGCCGCCAGGUGUCCCCGGUCGGCGCCGUACCCGAGCGACUCUUACGACGAGCUGCUGGAGCUGUGCAGCACCAGGAAGCUGUCCAAGUACUCCAACCCGGUCGCCGUCAUCAUCACCCAACUUAGCGUCACCACCAAGGUGCAGUGUGUAUUGUCGGCCAUCUCGUGCAGCUUCACCAAGUGGAACAAGCACAUGAUGGACACUCGCGACUACCAGGUGUCGUUCACCUUCGGCCCGUGUGACCAUCAACAGGAAGUCGGCCUGCGCGUCCACCUGCUCGAGUUUAUCUCCAAAGCCGGUUUCAGUCUGCGCAACACGCGCGUUCACCACAUGAGCGAGCGGGCCAACGAAAACACGGCGGAGCACCAUUGGACCUUCUGCAGACGCGUUCGCAAAGCGGACAUCUGACGGACGCACGGCCGUCGUCUUUCGAACAAUCAGGAAAACAUUCCGAGUCUCCUUUGCGACUCCACGCAUGCAAUCGCAACCUCCGUUCUGUCGACACACUCAAGACAAAUAAAGAAAGUCUGAAAAAA